Hyaloscypha bicolor E is the source of this 1232-nucleotide messenger RNA. RefSeq names its product Metallo-hydrolase/oxidoreductase. The transcript is spliced from 2 exons. The coding region runs from base 157 to 1020 and encodes 287 amino acids. The record is from RefSeq and is a predicted model, not a curated record. NCBI's taxonomy places the organism in Eukaryota, Fungi, Ascomycota, Leotiomycetes, Helotiales, Hyaloscyphaceae.
GCACUAUACUUCGCCUGUCAGAGCCUGGCAUGUGGACCCGGACUUCACAUACGAACAUUGGAUGACGAUAAAGCGUAUGCUCCCAUUCCUGCUGGAUCCAAAGGGAUCUCUCUCGUCAAUGGAUACGGUGUGCAAGCUUUUGGAAAGGGGGCAUAUAUGGUGACAGAUGGCAGCUACCAAGCAUUUUUUCUGAUAUCCACCAAAGGAGUCAUUGUCGUUGACUGCCCUCCCACAAUCGGACAUAGCAUGCUCUAUGCUAUCGGAAACAUAACUUCUAUCCCAAUCACUCAUCUUCUCUACAGUCAUUCGCACGCAGAUCACAUCGGCGGAGCCUGGAUCUUCGGGAAAGAUGUCAAAACAAUAGCUCACGCCGACACAGCUCUCCAUUUAUCCUUGACCCCUGACCCAACUCGUCCCCCGCCAAAGAUAACUUUCGAGAAAGACUACAACCUCUGCGUUGGCAACCAAACCCUUGAGCUUUCCUACAAAGGCGAGAACCACAUAACAGGAAACAUCUUCAUCUUCGCCCCGAUCCAGAAAGUGCUCAUCUUAAUUGACGUCGUCUUCCCGGGCUGGACCCCCUUCGCCAACCUCGGCGAAACAAAAAGUCUCCCCGGCUUCAUCAACGCCCAUGACCAGAUCCUAGAAUACGAUUUCGACCACUAUAUUGGAGGCCAUCUCGGUCGUUCUGGAAACAGAACAGAUGUUCUCGUACAGCAGGAGUACGUGCAUGAUCUAUUCACCAAUUGCCAGGCAGCGAUCAAUCUCAGUGCGACCGACGAUCCCGUUUUUGGCGCUGCUGCCAUCAAUGACCCGGUGUCAGAGAAGAACCCGGGGAAUAUGUGGGCUGUUUUCAAGAAUUAUUUGGAUACGCUGGCGGAGGAGUGCGCGAAUAGGACGAAUGAGAAGUGGUUGGGGCGAUUGGCGGCUGCGGACGUUUUCCAGUUUGAGAAUGCGGGGUUGGUGAUUGAGAGCUUGAGGAUCGAUUAUUCGGUUUUGGGGCCGUUUGUGACUUCUUAGGAAGAAGGUGAGAAUGGCCAUGUUGCUGGUGUUAUAGAGUGCUUUCUUCUUUCCCUGAGAUUCACUCAGUCCCCGGGAUCAAUGUAAACACAUAGCUCUCGACCCCGUCCAGCAUGCCCAGGACAUUGACGCCUUGCUUCUUGAGUAAAGGUGACGCUCUAUAAGAUAAGACCAUAUAACUGGCCGUUCUGGUAGCAUAUCAAAUUGUAUCU